AUGUCCACUAACUUCAAUGUAUUGAGAUACUCGCUUCUUGGUGCCGGUAUUGUGUACGGUGCUGUUCACAGAUACAACUUGGAAGCCGCCGAGGAGACUAAGCAAAAGCAGGCUGCUUGGAAGAAGGAGGAGAAGUUGAUCAGACAAGCUAAGGCUGAGUACGCCAAGUUGAAUGCUCCUAAGGAGGCCCCAGCUUCUACUUCUAGCUUCAACCUCGAAGACCCAAACUUGGAUUUUGGCAAGGUUUUGGAAUCUUUGGUGCAGAAGUUGGAGUAA
Sungouiella intermedia is the source of this 276-nucleotide messenger RNA. Lineage: Eukaryota; Fungi; Ascomycota; Pichiomycetes; Serinales; Metschnikowiaceae. The record is from the annotation of a GenBank genome assembly.